UCCAGCUCCAAGGAAGGAAGGAAGAGCUGCUCGAGCCGCGUGUGUGUGUCAUUUCCAGUGUGCUGCAAAACCGCGCUGCUAUGUAACUCCCUGGGAUUAUUGAACUGGUUUCGCGGUCGGUGGGAAGUAAGGUUAGAAAGUUUGGAGAUACAGCCGGUGAUUUGGGGGGUCCAGGGCCCGCAGGGAAGGUGGUGCGAGUGGGUUUGGAAGUGGAGCGUGGCAGAGAAAAGGAAGAAAGGGGGGUUCUUUCCUGUGCGAGAACUGAUAGCUCGCUUCGCUUGCUUGCCACGACUGGACUGACGUAGAAUAUGGCGGAGCAUCACCCGGUUUCUGAAAACAAACACAAAUCCUCGCUGAACUCCGGGGUGGCGUACUCUGGGAACGGGCGCAGCAGCACGGCGGUGGCGGAGAGAGGCAACAGCGCAGGAGGAGGAGGCGGGCUGUCCGGCGGCCUGUCGCAGCCGGCCGGGUGGCAGUCCCUGCUGUCGUUCACCAUCCUGUUCCUGGCUUGGCUGGCUGGGUUCAGCUCCAGGCUCUUCGCUGUCAUUCGUUUCGAGAGCAUCAUCCACGAGUUUGACCCCUGGUCAGACUGUUAGAGCUCUGUGUUUUCAGCUUUCCAGUGU
Molecule: messenger RNA, 623 nt
Organism: Neolamprologus brichardi
Lineage: Eukaryota; Metazoa; Chordata; Actinopteri; Cichliformes; Cichlidae
Source: RefSeq, a predicted model, not a curated record